Molecule: messenger RNA, 1407 nt
Organism: Striga hermonthica
Lineage: Eukaryota; Viridiplantae; Streptophyta; Magnoliopsida; Lamiales; Orobanchaceae
Source: the annotation of a GenBank genome assembly
AUGGCCUCCUGUGACGACGAUUUUUCACUCCUCGACGACCACCACCACACCCCCAAUUCCUCCCAACCCUCCGCCGCCACCGGCGCCCAUCCGCCGCCGUACGAAAUCGCUACGUUCGAUCCGGACUCCGACCCGUUCGACUCCGAGCCAGAUCCGAACUCCCUGUCCGGAAAGCGGUCCAUCGAUCGGGAUGACGUCCACAGCGGCACGUCGAAAAGGACGAGACUGCCCUCCGCCGGGGACUACCGGAAGGACAGGGAGGAGUGGAGCGACUCGGCGAUCGCGUGUCUGCUGGAGGCGUACAGCGAGAAGUUCGUGCAGCUGAACAGGGGGAAUCUGAGGGGUCGCGAUUGGGAGGAGGUGGCGGUGACCGUGAGUGAGAGGUGCGAGAACCAGAGCAAGAGUGUGGAGCAGUGUAAGAACAAGGUGGACAAUCUGAAGAAGCGGUACAAGCUGGAGAGGCACCGCCUGAGCAACGGCGGCGGGGUUAUGGUGAGUCACUGGCCUUGGUUCAAGCAGAUGGAGCAGAUCGUCGGAAAUUCCAUCGCCGCAAAGGCCGCCGCGGAGGAGGAGAAGUCCGGUGGCGGUUCGUCGUACUCUGCUAGGCAGUCUAAGAGCAGACUUGGAACUUUGGUUGCUAAUCCAGUUGGCCAAGUUAUGAAUGUGAAAAAAGCAUCCACAAAUCUAAGGUGGCGAAGAGUUGUGUUCAAAAUUAGCGGUGGUGCUCUGUCUGGAACUACUCCUAACAACAUUGAUCCAAAGGUGGCCAUGUUGAUUGCAAGGGAAGUUUCAGUAGCCUGCCGUGUUGGUGUUGAGGUGGCUAUAGUUGUUGGUGGCCGCAACUUUUUCUGUGGAGACACGUGGGUUACGUCAACUGGUUUUGAUAGAUGUACUGCAUAUCAGAUUGGAAUGAUGGCGACAGUGAUGAACUCUGUACUGCUACAGUCAGCUCUGGAGAAAUUGGGCGUGCAGGCACGUGUACAGAGUGCGUUUUCCAUGCCGGAGGUUGCUGAACCUUACAGUAGGCAACGGGCCAUUCGGCAUCUCGAGAAAGGAAGAGUAGUUAUUUUUGGUGGUAUUGGGGCUGGCACAGGGAACCCACUAUUCUCUACGGAUACAGCAGCGGCUCUUAGAGCAUCUGAGAUUCAUGCGGAUGUUGUCAUGAAAGGCACGAAUUCUGAUGGCGUUUUUGUUUUCGACUCAAACGACAUUUCAUCGGAGCACAUUUCCUUCAGGGAGUUGGCAUCGAGAGGCACAUCCUCCAUGGAUAUGAUGGCUCUCACAUUCUGUGAAGAAAACGGGAUUCCAGUUGUCAUUUUCAAUCUCCAUGAGCCCGGGAAUAUAUCGAGGGCAUUAUGCGGAGAACAGGUUGGUGUACUGAUUGAUCAAACGGGUCCCGUUGGUUGA